Messenger RNA from Carya illinoinensis, 815 nucleotides. RefSeq names its product auxin-repressed 12.5 kDa protein-like. The record is from RefSeq and is a predicted model, not a curated record. The transcript has 3 exons. Bases 115 to 480 code for a protein of 121 amino acids. NCBI's taxonomy places the organism in Eukaryota, Viridiplantae, Streptophyta, Magnoliopsida, Fagales, Juglandaceae.
GCCCAUCUGGAGAUGGAUAUUAAUAAUUAUUAAGCAGCAACUCUUUCUAUAUAUAUAUAUACAUGCAUCAUCAAAGGGGCUGACCCAUUGGAGAAAUAAAUACAGAAACCAAAAAUGGUUCUGCUGGAGAAGCUUUGGGACGACGUUGUGGCUGGACCUCAGCCUGAGCGUGGCCUUGGCAGGCUCAGGAAAAUCACCACCAAGCCCUUGAACAUCAAAGAGAUCGAAGGAGAGGGGAGCAAGUUCCAGCGGUCGGUGUCGGUACCGGCCAGCCCAGCGACACCAACGACACCGACAACGCCUUCGUCGACAACACCAAUUGCGGCGCGUAAGGACAACGUUUGGAGGAGCGUGUUCCACCCAGGUAGCAACCUUGCAACGAAGAGAAUCGGUGGAGACAUGUUCGACAAGCCACAGCCUAACUCUCCCACUGUCUAUGACUGGCUUUACAGUGGAGAGACCCGGAGCAAGCAUCGCUGAGGUGUUGGGGUUGGUUACCCAGGGUUGCAUGUAAAUAGCGUUUUAUGUCUAAUUUACUGGCAGUCUCGUUUCUAUUGUAUUUUGGUUACGUGCAAUAGCGUUUUAUCUUUAAUUUACUGGCAGUCUCGUUUCUGUUGUAUUUUGGUUACGUGCCCUCAACUAGGCUUGCUUUCCGAGCUGACUAGAGCGGGGGUUGUGCGAGUAAUGCUAGCUAGGGUUUCGAACGGUGUUACUGUUUGUACGUUGAUCUUGGUAACUCAGAUCCAUCUGCUCUGUAAUGAUGGUGGUAGGUUACUUUUAUUAUUAAUAAUAUAAUAAAAUAUGUUGAUAUUGAA